AUGACCACCCAACCUCAACCCAAGACGUUUGGUUCUCCUCCUCCCUACUCGGAUUACACCGAAGUCGACCUCUUUGAGAAUGACCUCAACAGCGAAGAAAAGACGAGCGACGCCUUUAGCAAAGACACCGCGUAUUUAAUCGUCAGCGCCUUCAUUACGUGGGGCAUGGGCGCUGCUUAUACCGACUACACUUUCAAGGGCGUCGACAACGACUAUCGGAAGUACCUCUACUACGCUGUGGGAAUACCAAUGACCAUCGUCACAUUUGGCGUCAUUGCGUACAUGUUCGCUCUCUACGCUGGGCAGCGUUACCCAAACACAAGUAAACUAUUCCUCGCUAUCCCCGUCCCAUUCGUGUACGUGCUAUGCGUUUUCCCGAUAGCAACCUACAUACCUGUUGGACAGGUCCAGCUUGACACCCUCUUUUUUGGAUUGCCUACUGCGUGGACUGCGCUGCUAGUCAUCUACUUCGCCGUUCAACAUGUCUUUUCUCCGACGACUCGAGCGACCACACUCUAG
Molecule: messenger RNA, 519 nt
Organism: Alternaria atra
Lineage: Eukaryota; Fungi; Ascomycota; Dothideomycetes; Pleosporales; Pleosporaceae
Exons: 3
Coding region: 1-519 (172 amino acids)
Source: RefSeq, a predicted model, not a curated record